CUGAAGCCAAGCAACAUCUUACUGGACCUGGAUAUGACACCCAAGAUCUCGGACUUUGGUCUGUCUAGGGCUUUCGGUGGAGAUCAAUCAAUGGAUAUAACAAAACGUCCUGUCGGUACAAUUGGAUACAUGUCUCCGGAGUAUGCGUACUGCGGCCAAGUCUCUACCAAGUCCGACAUGUACAGCUUCGGAGUCAUAGUUCUAGAGAUUGUGACUGGUAGGAGGAACAAUAGGUCGGUUGAAGAUGAUACUGCCUGCAGAUCUCUGCUCAGCUACGUAUGGGAGAAGUGGAGCGCAGGCUCGAUGGAAGGGGUGGUAGAUCCUUCCCUGGCCGGACGUUACCCUGACAGCGAGGUGCGAAACUGCGUGCAAAUCGGGCUGCUGUGUGUCCAGAGGAAUCCCAGCGCCCGGCCGACCGCGUCGGAAGUGGUCGUCAUGCUCGACAGCCAUUCCAUGUCGAUGACUAUGCGGACUCCCCCCAGGCCAGCGUUCUGCUUCGCACAACCUGGCAUCAUCAGUCCAUCACUCAGUUACCACAGCAACCUGGAUGCCCCCGGUUCAAGCAAUGACGUGACGAUAUCCGAUGUGCAGCCUAGGUAGGACGAAUUCAGAAGUUUGUAUAAGUAACUACAACUAAAAUGGCUCUCACAAAUGCGAGAGCAUCAUACUUAUUUUUCGGAGAUGUUUGAAAAUGAAUUAUUAUUAUUCUUUUGCGGGUAAAAUUUUAAUUAGUCAACCAUCAA
Triticum dicoccoides is the source of this 743-nucleotide messenger RNA. Its product is annotated as cysteine-rich receptor-like protein kinase 6. Lineage: Eukaryota; Viridiplantae; Streptophyta; Magnoliopsida; Poales; Poaceae. The annotation marks the transcript as partial. Gene Ontology annotation, biological process: protein phosphorylation. Gene Ontology annotation, molecular function: protein kinase activity; ATP binding. The transcript has 3 exons. The record is from RefSeq and is a predicted model, not a curated record.